AUGGCUAACAAGAACAUCAGUUUUGAACUUAAAUCUACCCUUAAUGGACAUAAUGGUGCUGUUACUGCACUUGCUAUUGCUACAACUAAAGCUGAUACUCUUGUUUCAGGAUCACGUGAUAAAACUCUUAUGACAUGGAAAAUUGAUACAAACUCAGAAGCACAACCAGAAACUAUUCUUCCAACUAAAUCACUUCAUGGACACAGUCAUUUCAUUAGUGAUCUUGUUCUUUCAAACGAUGGACAAUUUGCUAUUUCAUCAUCAUGGGAUCAUACUUUAAGACUUUGGGAUCUUACUAAAAUGGAAUCAGUUAGAAGAUUUGUUGGACAUGAAGGAGAUGUUAUGUCAGUUGCUUUUUCUGCUGAUAACACUAAAAUCCUUUCUAGUGGACGUGAUAAAACUAUUAAGUUAUGGAAUACUCUUGGUAAAUGUGUUGCAUCUGUUAAAACUGAUUCUCAUUCUGAAUGGGUUUCUUGUGUUAGAUUUGUUCCAAAUGCUAAAGGAAACAAAUUUGUUUCUGCUGGUUGGGAUAAUCAAGUUAAAACAUGGACUCUUGACCAAUCAUGCAAAUUGGAAUCAACUAUCACUCAUCACACUGGAUUUAUUAAUACCGUUGCUUUCUCACCAGAUGGAUCAAUUAUGGCUACUGCUGGUAAAGAUGGUAAUAUUGCUUUCUGGACUCUUAAUAAUGGUACUGGACUUUAUGAAUUCCUUUAUGAUGUUGCUGUUAAUUGCCAAGUUUAUCAAAUUGUCUUUGCUGAAAACCCAGAACAAUACACUCUUCUUGCUGCUACUGAGCUUGGAGUUGUUGCUAUUAAAGAUAAAGAAAUUGUUGGAUUUAUGAAGACAAGUAGUUGUAUGUCUAUUUGUCUCUCUGCUACUAAAGACAUAAUUUUCACAGGACACGUUGAUAACAAGAUCAGAAUGUGGAAAGUUGGUAUUGCUAGUUCUGUUCACGCUUAA
Molecule: messenger RNA, 963 nt
Organism: Entamoeba nuttalli P19
Lineage: Eukaryota; Evosea; Mastigamoebida; Endamoebidae
Product: guanine nucleotide-binding protein subunit beta 2 family 1 protein, putative
Exons: 1
Coding region: 1-963 (320 amino acids)
Biological process (GO): rescue of stalled cytosolic ribosome; positive regulation of protein phosphorylation
Cellular component (GO): nucleus; cytosol
Molecular function (GO): protein kinase C binding; translation regulator activity; ribosome binding
Source: RefSeq, a predicted model, not a curated record